AUGGUGAGCGGCGAAGGUAAGGCGAGCUCGCAGAGGCAGCGGCGGCGGCGGCGGGGACGGAGAGAGGCAGGCAGGCAGGCGGGCAGGCAGGGCGAGAGACGGCGAGGGGAGGGAGCGAGCGAGGCAGCCCAGACAGACAGACAGGCGGGCGGGCGGGCAACGCGAGCCACCCGCCAGGCUGCGCUCAGCCCCGCUCGCCGCGGAGAGAGCAGAAGGCAGGAGGAGGGAGGGGAGGAGGGGGAGGGAGGGAGAGAGGGAAUCCAGCUACCACCACCCAAAGCCAGCGUCUGCUUUCUGUCCUCAUUUCCUUUCCCACCCAGCUCUGAGAGCAGAGAAAGGCAGAGGGAGCGAGAGAUUGAGACAGUCAGAGGGACAGACAGACAGCCAGAAGAGAGCGGGAGGGAGGAGGGCGGAGGAGGAGGAGCAGGAGGAGGACUACGCGGGGCGCGUUCCCUCCCAGCUGCCGGGCGCCCGCGUCGCUGCCGCCGCCGGAAGACAGACGCCCCCCGAAACCCCUCGCCUGGCUCGGACCCACGGAGCCGGCAGCCCAGCACUCCGAUGGGAGCUUGCCUGCCUGUCUACCCGUUGGCCUGGACCCCAGAGCCUGCCCAGCUAAGUGCGUGCAGAGGGCCCCGGGUUCGGGGCGAUUCUCAGGCUGCCGAAGAGACCACCCUGGAAUCACUGGUGAAGACAGGCCUUUGUUGCUGA
This is a messenger RNA of Rangifer tarandus platyrhynchus (Svalbard reindeer), 708 nucleotides long. NCBI's taxonomy places the organism in Eukaryota, Metazoa, Chordata, Mammalia, Artiodactyla, Cervidae. The record is from the annotation of a GenBank genome assembly.